GGAUUGUUACUAUACUAUUGCUGCUACUACCAUCAUCUGUCACUCGCUUGAACAACACUCAGCUCAUACUAUAUCACAUUCCAUACAUUCCACACUGCUCUUGAUCUAUCUCUUGAACUCAUAUCCCAUUAAUACUAUUAUACACUGCUCAACACCAUGAUCACCGUGCAAAUAAACACUCCCAACUCAAACCAAACAGCUUCUUUUGAACAAGCAACUCUGUCCAACAGACUCAAAGGCUCAUUCCCAAACUUGAGAAACUUACUACCCACUCCUUCAAAGCCACACAAAUUCCAAGCUGUUUUACCACCAAUAGAUUUGAAAAUCAUCAUUUAUUGUUCAAUAUGGUAUACUUUCAGUGCAAUCUCUUCAAAUAUUGCAAAAGAUAUACUACGAGAAUUUCCACAUCCAACAACUUUUACUGAAUUACAAUUCUUGAUAAGCACAGUCUUUUGCAUUUCAACUUUAUUCAUUAUAAAUAAUAAUAGAUCAAUAAUUGAUAAAUUCCCCCUGGGGACAUUCCCAACAAAAGAUCAAUUCAAAUUACAACAUUCAACUUGGAAUUUAAUUCAACCAACUGAAAAAAUCAUCAAGACAACAUUUGCAAUGGGUAUUUUCCAAUUCAUUGGUCACAUCACAUCUCAUAAAGCUACUCAUAUCAUUCCUGUUAGUUUAGUCCAUUCUGUUAAAGCUCUAAGUCCAUUAACUACAGUGUUUGUCUAUAGGGCAUUAUUCAAUGUUAAUUAUCCAAUUGUUACAUAUUUCACAUUGCUACCUUUAAUCACUGGUGUUAUAUUGACAUGUUUUUCAAAUAAAUCAUCAAAAUCAAAUGUUGAUUUCAAUAAAGGCCUAACAUAUGCAUUCAUUUCAAUGAUUAUAUUUGUUUCUCAAAACAUUUUUGCUAAAAACAUUUUAACAAUAACUCCAAAAUCAUUACCAACAAUAAAUAAACAACAAGAGGGCAAACCACAAGAGGAUGAUGCCAAAAUUGAUAAAAUUACAAUCUUGUUAUAUUGUUCAAUUAUUGGCUUCAUCUUAACAUUACCAAUUUAUUUAAUUUCAGAAUAUUCAAACCCAAUAUUCACUUUAUUUGAAUUGAAUCCUUCAAUAAUGUUUAAAUUAUUCCUUCAUGGUUCAAGUCAUUUUUGUCAAGCAAUGUUGGCAUUCCAUUUAUUAGGUUUGAUCUCACCUGUUAAUUAUUCAAUUGCAAAUAUCUUGAAAAGAAUUGUCGUGAUUGCAAUGGCUAUUGUUUGGGAAGGUCAAAGUGUUAAUAAAUUUCAAGGUAUGGGUCUUUUAUUAACCCUUGUUGGAUUAUACUCUUAUGAUAGAUGGGGGAUACAAAAGAAAAAAUGA
Molecule: messenger RNA, 1353 nt
Organism: Hansenula anomala
Lineage: Eukaryota; Fungi; Ascomycota; Saccharomycetes; Phaffomycetales; Wickerhamomycetaceae
Gene: SLY41
Product: Sly41p
Exons: 2
Coding region: 157-1353 (398 amino acids)
Biological process (GO): phosphoenolpyruvate transmembrane import into Golgi lumen
Cellular component (GO): endoplasmic reticulum; Golgi apparatus
Molecular function (GO): antiporter activity; phosphoenolpyruvate transmembrane transporter activity
Source: RefSeq, a predicted model, not a curated record